GCUUUAUGCUCCAGAAAUUCCGGAAGCUACAGUUGUGGAAUUUCAGUAAGGGAGUUCUGCAUCGAAAUUUGGUGUAUAUGCGUGAUUGAUUUCUGCAUUGGAGUUCUUUUUAAUUUGUGUCCACAUAUAAUUAACUUAUUAUCGUCAGUGUUUAUCUGAAUGCAAGCUGCGUCCCAAAUGGCCGAACAGUCAUGCGGCUCCGUUCGGUCGGGGUUUCACAGGAUCGAGUUGAACAAAACACUUUGGGUAGUUCUUGAAAAGUACACCAGCUUAGUGCCUGUCGGUUCGGGAGCGUAUGGACAAGUUGUUUCGGCUAUCAACUUGAAGACAAAUGUAAAAUGUGCUAUCAAGAAAUUGGCACGUCCUUUCCAGUCAAAAAUCCAUGCUAAGAGGACAUACAGAGAGCUGAAGCUCUUAAAACACAUGAACCAUGAAAAUAUCAUUGGACUGUUGGAUGUUUUCACACCACAGACCUCUUUGGCAGACUUUGACGAUGUCUACCUGGUAACUCACUUGAUGGGCGCUGACCUUAACAACAUAAUCAAGACACAGAGACUUAGUGAUGAUCACGUCCAGUUCCUCGUCUACCAGAUCCUUCGCGGGCUCAAGUACAUACAUUCAGCUGGGAUUAUUCAUAGGGAUCUCAAGCCAAGCAAUAUCGCUGUCAAUGAAGACUGUGAGCUCAAGAUUCUGGAUUUUGGUCUGGCACGCCACACAGAGUCGGAGAUGACUGGAUAUGUUGCUACCCGCUGGUACAGGGCUCCGGAAAUCGUCCUCAACUGGAUGCAUUAUACCCAGACAGUGGACAUUUGGUCAGUGGGGUGCAUUAUGGCUGAGAUGUUGACCAGUAAGCCUCUCUUCCCAGGAACAGAUCAUAUAGACCAGCUCAGCCGUGUGUUGUCACUAACAGGUACUCCAGAUGAAAAGCUUCUUCAAAAAAUAAGCAGUAGGGAGGCAAGAAACUACAUUUCAUCAAUGCCAAAGUGGAACAAAAAGCCCUUAGGUGAAAUAUUUUUACAUGCAAACAAAAAAGCUUUGAAUCUGCUGGAUCACAUGCUGAACCUGGACGCUGACAGUAGAAUUACAGCAGAACAAGCCCUAGCCCACCCCUACCUCGCCCAGUAUGCUGACCCCUCCGAUGAACCUGUUGCAGACCAACAGUAUGAUGACUCCUUUGAAAAUUUGGAUCAUGAUAUACCAGAAUGGAGAAAACUUGUGUAUGGUGAAGUGGUCAAUUUCGUUCCUCAUGAAAACAUGCAGCAAAUUAUGCAAUAAAUGAUAUUAAAGGAAAUCUUACUGCAUGUGUAACUGUGGCAAUAUUACUGAACACCCUGAUCUGGCUGUAUGCAAUAUACACUGACAUUCGCUGGUUCAUACGCCGUGGACAUCCUUCUGAAACAUGCGUCCAAGUGAUUGAUGGGUAAAACACGAUACAAGGCUAGAUCAUAAACAGUCGGUCAACAAAACAAUUCAUUUUUUAGUAUUUCUCAUUCUUUCUGUGAACAAAUAUAUUCAAGUAAAAGAAUUCUACUUUUAACUGCUAGUCAGUAAGUUGUAUUGUAAAAGAAAAUGUUCUAUGUAUCAUUUAAGGUGUAUGUGUGUCAUUUUUUUUAUCCAGAUACCAAAAUUUUGAAGUUUUGAGGAAUUGUGAAGUUACCCGACACCAUAUCUGGAUGUGAUGUUUGGUAAACUUCAAGCAAACCACCUUUUUUGUCAAUAGAAAGUAUUUUCAUUGUAAUAUACAUUUAAAGAAUUCUAAAUUUGUUACAGUUUAUAGUUCUGAUUUCAUGUUUUUCACACUUAACAUUUAACUGCAUUUGGUAUGGAUGUUUAUGACCAAAUCAGGUUGAUCACUGUUACAGUAGACUGAUUACCUUUAUGUCUUGUGAUUACAAAAUUGCUGAUUCCAUGUGAUUAAGGUACACUUUGCCAUUUCAUUGUAGACAACAUUUGACAUAUCGUCUCUUACUUGUUCAUGAUUACAACACACAUGCAUAAACUAAAUAAUCUGUGUAUAUAUAUGUAUGUAUAAGGAGUACAUGUACGUGUAUGUACAAACGAAACAAAGCAAGAUUUAGUUACUAGUGCUUUCGUCUGUAUUUGGUUUUAUCAGACAACCGUAGAUUUUGUAAUAUAUGUAGGCGUCAUUCCUAGAUUUGUUGUUGGAUCGAUUAAAAUUCAAUUGAUUUUUAAAUCAUGACAUGUAAUUGAUGAGGCAAGAUCAUUUAUUUUCAUUCAAGAUCAAUCUGCUUGUCACAAAUUAAGUGAUUGUCUGUGACUGAACAAUUUGAUACUUUUUUAUCUGAAUUGUACAGAUAUUAUAUGUGAUUGUUAUCUAGUUGCAUUUGGUUAUUUGAUCACUGCAAACCAAGUCUUUUGUGCACUUGUUAUAUAUUAUUUUGACAGUAAUGGAUCAAAGAGUUUAAAAAUAAUAAUUUUGUUUUGCUAAAAUAAAUGCAGAGUUACCUAUUCUUGUCCUGUAAUUCUGUAAACAAUGCUAAUAUAAAUGCUUUGAAAAAAACAGCGGAAGCUGUGUAUAAAUUACUGUUUGAUUGUUGUAGAAAUUCUUUAUUCUAUUUCUUGUUAAAGUUUUGUAAAUUUAUUACACAUAUAUAAAAAGAACUAUUUCUUUUUUAUGUACGGUACUUACCUCUGAUAUCAAGUUCCUGUGUUACUUUUCUUCAAUAGUACUGGGCCACAUUGUUCAAAAGUUGAUUAGCUUGAUCACCACUUGAUUAGUGAAAAUCUCAUUUACCCCUUUACUUCAUUAAAGUUCAAACUUUUUGUGUAUAUUCCUUCAAAUGGGCAGGUAAGGAAGAGGCUGAGGAGUAUUAGAGUUUCAUAAAUUUUGUCAAGUUAUUUUUACCACAAAUUAUUUAAUCAGGAUUUUGAAAUUUCUGUUGAAUUGAUUAGCCUAUAUCACCUUUUGAACAACUGGGCCUAGUACUUAGUAUCAGGUCUUAUUACCAGGAAUCUGUCAGUCAUGUAAAUUUGGGAUUAGAUGUACUUUGUUAACUGUUGAAAACUCAUUCCAAACCUGACAGAUGACAUUAGUUUGCAUAAUUUUGAUAUAAUGUGUUAAAAAAUUUCAUGUGUUUGUAGUAUAUGAAUUACAGUAUAUUUAAGAUUUAUAACUGUUUAUAAGCAAUGAUUUCAUAUUAAAAAAAAAAAAUUCCAAACAGAACAAUUUCAGUAGAUCAAACCAGUGUAAAUAUUCCAUCAGACUUCCUUAUACAAGUGACCAAUGUGUAAUUAAUCCUAGACGGUACAUGUAUAUUCAGCAUUUGUACACAAGGCUGAAUACCAGACACAGUCGCUGUAUGCUGAAUGAUUUGUAAAUCUCGGAGGUUGUCAAAUAUAAAGUUAACUAUACAAUUGAUAAAUGUUUUUAGACUUCCUCUUGGAACUUUUCAGUUCAAAAAUAGAUUUUUGCUAUGAACUUGUAUUUGGUUUAUGAAUUAAAUUUUCUAUAAUUAUUCUCUUUUUGUACUAUUUUAAUUCAAAACUAUGCAGUGCAUUGUUUCAUGAUAUAAACUUAUUGUGGUGAUCAGUUUUAUUGUUAUGUCAUUGUUUGAACAGUACUGUAAUAAAAUGUUCAUCAGGAGUCAUUGUUCUACAUCAAUAUGUAGAUAACGUUCAUCACGAUAUGCUUGUCCUUGGAUUGAUAAAGUUCUUUGAGCUGGA
Pecten maximus is the source of this 3684-nucleotide messenger RNA. Its product is annotated as mitogen-activated protein kinase 14-like. Lineage: Eukaryota; Metazoa; Mollusca; Bivalvia; Pectinida; Pectinidae. Gene Ontology annotation, cellular component: cytoplasm; nucleus. Gene Ontology annotation, molecular function: MAP kinase activity; ATP binding. Bases 160 to 1275 code for a protein of 371 amino acids. Gene Ontology annotation, biological process: protein phosphorylation; intracellular signal transduction. The record is from RefSeq and is a predicted model, not a curated record. The transcript is spliced from 12 exons.